Molecule: messenger RNA, 1739 nt
Organism: Spirodela intermedia
Lineage: Eukaryota; Viridiplantae; Streptophyta; Magnoliopsida; Alismatales; Araceae
Source: the annotation of a GenBank genome assembly
AUGGCAGAGUCGAAGCAGUCGCCCAUCGUGGUGAUGACGAGCCCCAGGAAGCGGCACUCUGGAAGGGAUGGCGAGGAGGAUCGCGCCGACGGAGGCGAGAAGUUUGUGGUGGCGAAGAAGCGCCCCAGCGGCCCCGCUUGGUGGAGCGGCGAUCCGGUUCAGGCGCUGGCAAGCGCGAGGCACGAGUUCGGGGAACACGGCGGAGUGAACAUGUCGAUCGAGGCGUCGGCGACGUUCACGGUGAUGGAGCCGGACACGAUGCGGCGUAUGUUCUCCGGCGAGCUCGGGCCCGAUCGCGAUUUCUUCAUCUACAGCCGGCACUUCAACCCCACCGUGCUCAACCUCGGGCGUCAGAUGGCGGCCCUGGAGGGCACCGAGGCCGCGUACUGCACCGCCAGCGGCAUGUCCGCAAUCUCCUCCGUUUUGCUGCAGGUCUGCGGCACCGGAGGGCACAUCGUGGCCUCCCGCCGGCUCUACGGCGGCACCUACGCGCUAAUGUCGCACUUCCUGUCUAGGGCGUGCGGGAUCCAGACCACCUUCGUCGAGAUCGGGGAUCUCGCGGCGGUGUCCGCGGCCAUCAGGGAGGGGGAGACGAAGGUUCUGUACCUGGAGUCGGUGGCGAACCCGACGCUGGCUGUGGCGGACGUGCCGAGCCUGUGCGCGGUGGCGCACGAGAAGGGGGUGAUGGUGGUGGUCGACAAUACCUUCUCCCCCAUGGUCAUUUCCCCGGCGAGGAUGGGCGCCGACGUCGUCGUCCACAGCGUCUCCAAGUUCAUCAGCGGCGGCGCCGACGUCAUCGCCGGUAAGCCCCACCACCUCCCUUCCCCCCUUCCUCCGCCCUAGGGAUCUCCCUUCCAACAUCUCCGGAGAAGAUCCACCCGCCCUCCUCACCGGAACGUCGUCCCUGCCUCUUCUCGGGGAAGAAGAUCCCAAGAAAUGACAAAAAUACGUGUUGCGCUCGCUGCGGUACGAAGCAGACACGUGGAGUCCGAUGGUGCCGAAGGAUAGAAAGACGUCACGUGCUGGUGGAGCCCAUGGCCAUGUCGUCUUCCUCACAAACCAAAAAAAGGGAAAGCACUCUCUGUAGGGGCAUACAUGUUAAUACUUCUGCAAUCCGAGGCGCUUUGCUAUAAAUGAUCUGCUUCCCGUGAUGGAUCUCAGGGGCGAUAUGCGGCCCGGCAAGCCUGGUGAACUCGAUGAUGAGCCUGCAGAACGGAGCGCUGAUGCUGCUGGGGCCGACGAUGAACGCGAAGGUGGCCUUCGAGAUCGCGGAGCGGCUGCCCCACCUUGGCCUGCGCAUGAAGGAGCACUGCCGCAGGGCUCUGGCCUACGCGGAGCGGAUGCAGAAGCUGGGGCUCAAGGUGGUCUACCCGGGUCUCCCCAGCCACCCGCAGCACGAGCUCUUCAAAACCAUGGCCAACCCCGGCUACGGCUUCGGCGGGAUGCUGUGCCUCGACAUGGGCACCGAGGAGAAGGCCAACCGCCUCAUGCACCACCUGCAGAACACCACCCAGUUCGGCCUCAUGGCCGUCAGCCUCGGCUACUACGAGACGCUCAUGUCCUGCUCCGGCAGCAGCACCAGCAGCGAGCUGAGCGCCGAGGAGAAGGAGCUCGCCGGCGUCUCCCCCGGCCUUGUGAGGAUGUCCAUCGGCUACAGCGGCACCCUGGAGCAGAGGUGGGCCCAGUUCGAGAAGGCUCUCAACUGGAUGCAGGAUGAAUCUUGCUACCCCAAGAACUGA